Molecule: messenger RNA, 2747 nt
Organism: Cornus florida
Lineage: Eukaryota; Viridiplantae; Streptophyta; Magnoliopsida; Cornales; Cornaceae
Product: MACPF domain-containing protein At4g24290-like
Exons: 7
Coding region: 525-2393 (622 amino acids)
Biological process (GO): plant-type hypersensitive response; regulation of salicylic acid mediated signaling pathway
Cellular component (GO): plasma membrane
Source: RefSeq, a predicted model, not a curated record
AUACGCGAGCGAACACAAGGUUUGACGAGUCCACUCUCACAGAGUUUCGUGCGACUUUCAUCAAUCGCUCGCUCAAAUUAAUAAAUAGCCCUCAAAAGACUUUUUGUUCUUCUGAAUUGCGACGGAGAGGGAGGAUGAUAUUUAUUCUUUCAUUUUAUUUUAUUUUUAAACACUCCAAUCUAUUAUUAUUUUAAUUUUUAAUUUUUAAUUUUUAAUUUUAAAUUUCAACAACCUAUUAAUUGAAAUGACAGAGAGAAAGAGAAAACAAGGAGCUGAACAUUCAUUCAUUCGAUUAGAUUCGAUCGAUGCGAUUCAGAGUUAUUAGUUCGGCUACUAGUCAGCGAAGAAGAUUUGCGAGGCGGCGGUAUAUUGUAGGCGGCGGCGGCGACAGUGGUGGUUGUUAUAUCCAGUCAAUUAAUUAUGCAAAAUUACUGUGAAGAAACAGAGACUAGUGAUAGAUUGAUUACUAAUCUCAUAGUACUAGUCAUAUAAUUGGUUUAGGGUUGAGGGAAGCAAAGGGAAAAAUGUCUAGUCAUCAAAAUCAUCACCAUAGUAGCAGCUUCAAGAAGGACACUGCAAGGCAACUAAGAGCUGUUGCAGAGGCUGCGAUCGAAUCGAUCGGCUUAGGGUACGAUCUGACCGAAGAUUUACGACUCAAGUAUUGUAAAAAGUAUAGGUCUCCUUCUUCUUCUUCUGUCGAUCCUCGGAUGAUCAUGUUGGAUGAUGAUAAGGUUCGUGACAUAGCCAUUCCAGGUGGGAUUUUGGUACCCAAUGUCUCCAAAUCCAUCAAAUGCGAUAAAGGAGAGAACAUGCGUUUCAGUUCCGACGUACUAUCUUUCCAACAGAUGUCAGAACAAUUUAACCAGGAACUAUCUCUUUCCGGUAAAAUUCCCUCAGGCCAUUUCACCGCUGCGUUUGAGUUUACUGGUUGUUGGCAGAAAGAUGCUGCCUAUACUAAAACUCUCGCUUUUGAUGGGGUCUUCAUCACACUUUUCAGCGUUGCUCUAGAGAAGUCCCAGAUAGCACUGCGUGAUCAUGUUAAGCAAGCAGUCCCAUCAUCAUGGGAUCCUGCUGCAUUGGCAAGGUUCAUUGAAAAGUUUGGUACCCAUGUCAUUGUUGGUGUCAAAAUGGGAGGAAAGGAUGUUGUGUAUGUGAAACAACAAUAUUCAUCACCUCUUCAACCUGUUGAUGUACAGAAGAGAUUAAAGGAUGUGGCAGACAAGAGGUUCAGUGAUUCAACUGUACAGCAUAGCACCAAUCCUGGAAAAGUCUCUGAGAAGGACACGCUUGAGAUCAAGGAACAUGGGCUGGCCUUCAUGGGCUCCGGGACAACGAGUUCUUUCUCACAGGAUGAGGAUAUUACAUUCUUCUGGAAGAGAAGAGGUGGAAACAAUAACAUGAACUUAACCCAUAAUAAGUGGUGCCAAACCGUCCAACUUGAACCAGAUGUGAUCUCAAUGUCUUUCAUCCCGAUUUCAUCGUUAUUGAGUGGAAUUGACGGGAACGGAUUCCUGGUUCAUGCCAUUAAUCUCUAUUUACGUUAUAAACCUCCAAUUGAAGAACUUUAUCAAUUUUUGGAGUUUCAACUUCCAAGGCAGUGGGCACCAGUAUUUGGUGAGCUUGCUGUUGGUCCUGAGAGGAAGCAGCAGGGUGGUGCAUCUUUACAGUUCAGCUUUAUGGGUCCCAAGCUCUAUGUGAACACAAUUCCGGUAGAUGUGGGUAAGAGGCCGGUUACUGGACUUCGACUUUACUUGGAGGGAAAAAGAAGCAACUGCUUGGCUAUCCAUUUGCAGCACCUUUCCUCUCUACCUAAAAGCUUCCAACUUCAGGAUGAACUAAAUGGAAACUCCCGUAACUCUUAUGACCGCAGGUACUAUGAAAAGGUCCAUUGGAAGAGCUUUUCUCAUGUAUGCACUGCCCCUGUCGAAUCAGAUGAGGAUCUGUCCAUUGUUACUGGGGCCCAAUUUGAAGUCAGGGAGUCUGGUCUGAGAAAAGUUCUCUUCUUAGGCCUUCAAUUCUCCAAAGUUACUGGUGCCAUAGCAGUGAAGAGACCUGAAUGGGAUGGUUCUCCCGUCGUGACCCAAAAAUCUGGACUUAUCUCCACCUUGAUCAGCUCACAUCUUUCAACGAGCCAGAAACCCGCGCCACAGCCAGCUGAUGUGAACAUCAAUUCUGCUGUAUACCCAGGCGGCCCACCGGUGCCAGCACAGACGCCUAAACUUCUUAGGUUUAUUGAUACGACAGAGAUGACAAGGGGACCACAGGACCCACCCGGGUACUGGGUCGUUUCUGGGGCAAGACUGAAUGUUGAUAGGGGGAAGAUAUCACUGCGUGUCAAGUACUCACUCUUAACUAUGGUUUUACCUGAUGAAGAGGUGCCAUUGCAGUCCUAGAAAGCUAUCGGUCAGUAUAAAUUGAAGGAAGGAUGAUAAAUACUACUACAGAGAGAAAGCGGGUUGGUGGUAAUUGUUUCUGAUGUGAAAAGAAGCAAAUUUGUCCUUUUACAACUUGUGGAGGAGUUUAUCAAGAUAUAUGGAAGACGAGAAUUCGUGGGGAUUUGCGGAGGUCAUUGUACAUUAAAUUUGUCAUGUGAAUGCUUUAUUUGUUUGUACAUUUUCAUGCUGUUGCACAUGUUGUGGUUACUUGUAAUUUGGUUUUUGUCAUAGAUGUGGUCAUUUGGAUCUAAGGAAUUCUUUCACUCUGCAAAUUAAAGAUUCAGUGGCCGGCCGUUGUUGAUUAGGCAAGAA